This is a messenger RNA of Gasterosteus aculeatus aculeatus (three-spined stickleback), 2300 nucleotides long. RefSeq names its product SAM and SH3 domain containing 3 (gene sash3). Lineage: Eukaryota; Metazoa; Chordata; Actinopteri; Perciformes; Gasterosteidae. Gene Ontology annotation, molecular function: protein binding. The record is from RefSeq and is a predicted model, not a curated record.
UCUUUUCUCAUCAGACGACUUUUGGCAGCGACGGCGCAGUGACAGAAAACCCUCACUGAUUUAAGGCCGGCGUGUCGCUCGCACAGCUUUUUACCCAAAGAGACUCCUGAAGGGCCGCUGAGGAAGAAGAUGUUGAGGCGAAGGCCCUCCAAUGCCUCGGAGAAGGAGCAGGGGCAGAAGAAGAAGCUCACUCUGCAGAGAUCGAGCAGCUUCAAAGAUUUCAUGAAGCACAAACCUACUUCUCCCGUGGUGUCCGAGAAGGAGUAUAACGUGGAGGAGAAUUUGACGCAGGGUUUAGCGGCAGAGGACUCCGUAAAAAGUGGCAUCAAACUUGGGAAAAAAUGGCGCAACGUCAUCUCACGCACCAUGACCCGAAAAACAUCCAAGAUGGUGCAAAAGGCUCUGGCUGAAGAGGGGGCUGAGAGCGGGGAGGAGCUGUCUCCGGUCUCUUCUGACUGGCUUCCAGAUCUGAGUGCAGGACAGAGGACGUCUGUGUGCUCCUCAGGGUCAGAGGACACACCGCCCAGCCUCAUCACCCGCCAGCUCUCAGGCAGCGGCGACAGACAGAGCCUGGACAGCGGAUACUGCCAGAGGGACAGCAUGAGGCUGGAGGAGAACGGCGUCUCUUACAACGGACCUUUCUGCGGCCGCGCACUGGUCCACACCGACUUCACUCCCAGCCCGUACGACGUGGAGUCACUCAAACUCAAUAAAGGAGACAUCAUCCACAUCAUCGAGAAGCCUCCCGUCGGGACCUGGACGGGGAAGCUCAACAACAAAAUGGGCUCCUUUAAGUUCAUCUACGUCAACCUGCUGCCCGACGAAAGCCCGCCGUCCAGGAGGAGGCGCUGCGACAGCAAGAACCGCCGAUCCAAUUGCAAACCCAAAACCCUGGAGGAGGUCCUGGACGGCAUGGGCCUCACUGAGUUGAGUUCUCUGCUGUCCAUGCACGGUUUCCAGACACUGGAGGACUUUGCGGGACUGCAGGAGUCUCACCUCAACGAGCUGAACAUCACAGACCCGGACAAGCGCGCCAAGAUCCUGAGUGCCUGUGAACUGCUGAGAGACUCUGAAGACGAGUCGGAGCCAGAUGACGAGGACACGUCCGGGGGGGACGACAAGGAGCCGAGGGACUCGGGCUGCUUCGAGAGCUCCGAGUGCCUGGAGGGCCGACGCGGAGAAGCGUCAGAGGAGCAGGCAAACCGGGAGGAGGCGGAGAAACGUGGAGAGACGCAAACUGAGCAGCUGGACGCUCUGCAGGAACAGCUGCAGGAGCUGGAGGUGGACGAAGGAUCUUGAGAAGUGAUGGAAAAACACUUUUCUUUCUUAAAUUCUUGGUUCUCAGGGACUCCAUUAAAAUGCCUCUUCAUUGUAAAAGGAUUGGACUGGUUAUUGGAGCACAAAGUAAUGUUCUAAUACUGUAUGCAGAUGAUGGUUUGUGCUGCUGAGCGAGCAGCAGAUGCAGUUGUCUCCUCCUGAGGAUUUCAUGUUGUGAUGAUGAUGAUGACACCAGAAAAGCGCUUGAAAGCGUUUCGUUCUUUAUGAACCGGUCGUAAAGGUUUUCAUGUUGUUUGCUCUUACACGCAAUUGUGAAUGUAAAAUAUGUUUCAUGUCACUUGGAGUAACUUGGAUUGUAACUUGAAGUAGUUUGCUCUUCACUGAUUUCCUCACAUUGUGAGGAAAUAUUGAUGUAAAUAGAGUUGAAAUUAAACAAAAAUCCCCUGAGAUGCUGAGACUUUUUGUACAUUACCAGACUUCUUCCAACAUACUAUAAAGUUUAUAAAUUGAAUUUUGAAAUGUCAUUUUAAGAAUGUUUUUGACACGUUAUACUGUGACUCAAAAUAAUGAUCUAACUUGUUAUUUCAACAUGCUGCAUUUUCUUUUACUUUUCAUGACUUUUUUUCUAAGAUGGCUUCUUCGCAUCUUUUUAAAAUAUACUAGGAUUUUUAUUUUACUUUUAAUCAUUUUUCGAAACGUAUCUAAUUGUAUUCAUGUACAUAUUGUACCAUACAUUGUGUAUUUAGCAUCAAUUGGUAGGCUCAUUAAUUACUUUUCUCACACUAUAUUAUGAAUUUUUAGGACUUUUAAAACUAGUUUACUUUUUAGAGAUACUGAAAUAUCUUUUGGUUUUAUAGCUUUCUACAACAUCCUAUACUUAAACCUUAAAAAUACAAUUCAAUUAAUUAUGCAGUUCAACUUUUUUUAAUACAUCUUAAAAAUGUCCUAAAUAUUCAAAACGUAUUAUGUAUGAAUAAUUCUGAAAAGAUAAAGAUAAAAUAAAGUCAUUGUAACGUAAUUCA